Messenger RNA from Glossina fuscipes, 468 nucleotides. RefSeq lists its product as uncharacterized. The transcript has a single exon. The record is from RefSeq and is a predicted model, not a curated record. Bases 1 to 468 code for a protein of 155 amino acids. Lineage: Eukaryota; Metazoa; Arthropoda; Insecta; Diptera; Glossinidae.
AUGGCGUUAGUUGCGGCUGAACCGUUACGUUUUAGAGCAUCAAAAAAGCAGUCAAUAUUCUUAGCGCGACAAGAAGAGCCACCGACUACGCAGGAUAGGGCAGCUAUUGCACCUUAUCCCGCAGCUGGUGUCACACCUGAAAUACUAUUCGAAUUGCCCACAGAAACGGAGAAGCCUGAGCAAACUUAUGGUCCUCCCGUCGCAGCACCCGAUCAAACCUACGGACUGCCAGAAUCAACUACAGACACCAUGUUAGAGCCUGACAAUACUUAUGGUCCGCCAACAACCACUGCAAGCAGUAAGCAGGUUACUAAUGAGGAAGCAAGCGUUGAAGAGCUUUCGAAUUUAGUACAAUCCAGAUCAAAUAAACAACGUAACCGUUAUCGCACCGCUCGGCUAAUCCUAUCAAAGGAUAACAUCAUUACAAUAACGCAUUCUAAACCGAUUCUCGUGUACACUUUGCAAUAA